CAGCGCUGGGGCGGCCGGGGAGGAAGUGGGAGCCGAGCCCGGCGCGAUGUCGGAGCUGGAGCAGCUGCGGCAGCGCGACAUCCCCGAGGGCCAGCAGCUGCUGCGCGACCAGCACGACAACCUGCACAGGGUGGCCGAGUACUGCCACAGCAACUACCUGCAGGCCAGCGACAAGAGGAAGGCGCUGGAGGAGACGAUGGCUCUGAGCACGCAGUCCCUGGCGAGUGUCACCUACCAGGUCAGCAGCCUGGCCACCGCCUUCCUGCGCCUGCUGGACCUGCAGGCGGCUCAGCUGCGCCAGGUGGAGGCCGACGUCGCCUGCGUGGCACAGAGGGUGGACAUCCACAAGGAGAAGGUGUCCCGCCGGGAGAUCGGCUCGCUGACCAUCAGCAAGAGGUUCCCGACCUACCAGAAGAUCGUGGCCCCCCCAAACCCCCCUGUCCUGGAGCCCUAUUACAGGAAACCCCUCAACUUCAGCGUCCUGGACGACAUCGGCCACGGGAUCAAGGACACCAGCACCCAGCUGUCCCGCACCGGCACCCUGGCUCGGAAGAGCACCAAAUCCUCGUCGGCACAGGCUGCAGGAACCCUGGGGAGAAGCACCCGUGUCCCCGAGCCCAUCCAGCCGCCCGUGGUUCCCGAGGGAAAGCUCUCGGCAGCCUCCUCCACCUCCUCGCUGGUGUCCGUCAGCUCCAGCGGAGCCCCGGCAGCCCCUGGGGAAGGAAUUCCUGCCCCACCGCCCCUGCCAGGGCCAUCCCUGCUGGCACCGUCCCCUCCAGGGCCACCCCCGCCGCCUGCAGCUGCCGUCCCACCGCCGCCACCUCUCCCCGAGGACCUGCUGCCACCUCCUCCAGGGGACCUGGCUGUGCCCCCCCCGGACCUCCUGCCCCCAGCCCCCGAUGACCUCGAGCUGCUGCCACCACCAUCAACUGUGCCCGACUUCGAGGACCUGGCCCUGCCACCGCCUCCAGCUGCAGAGGACCCUCCGUGGGCCCCGGAGAACUACCUGGAGAAAGUGGUGGCCCUGUACCCCUACACGCGGCAGAAGGACAACGAGCUCUCCUUCGAGCCCGGCACCCUCCUGUUCGUCACCCGCCGCUACUCGGACGGCUGGUGCGAGGGGGUGAUGGGCCAGGAGGAGGGGUUCUUCCCCGGGAAUUACGUGGAGCCCUUCUGAGCCCCUCACCCCUCACCCCACACCGCGCUUCGCCUCGAAAUUUCGGCUUGUGCACCGCUGGGAAUGCGCAGGGCUGCGGGGGGUUGGCAGCCAAGCCGGCUGGCACCGCUGGCACAGCUUCCAGAGCGUUCCCCCUCUCCCCCAUGCCUCCUCGGGAGGGUUUGGGGCCGGGACACCGAGCUGGGAACGCGGCAGGCAGCCCAGGCUGAUCCUAGGAUGCAGCCCUGGAUGCCAGCCCAGGAACAGAACGCUGGGCACGGAGCAGAGUGGGGACAGCAGCUGCUCGCUGUCCCCGUGGGCUCCAGGGAUGAUCCAGCCCCAAUCCCCCACCCCAGAGGGUCCCCUGCUCGUCCCUGACCCCGCUCUGCUGCUCCAACGCCGCUCCCCAAACUCGCAGCAGCCCAAGGAAGAGGAACAACGUUUUGGUGAGGGUCAGAGCUGUUCAGAGCCGGGCUGACAACCUGGACACAACAAGCUCGUGGUUGCAGCAAUACAGAGAGCUCUGCCUGUGUACGUCCA
Molecule: messenger RNA, 1696 nt
Organism: Corvus hawaiiensis (hawaiian crow)
Lineage: Eukaryota; Metazoa; Chordata; Aves; Passeriformes; Corvidae
Gene: ABI3
Product: ABI family member 3
Exons: 8
Coding region: 47-1177 (376 amino acids)
Biological process (GO): regulation of cell migration
Cellular component (GO): lamellipodium
Molecular function (GO): SH3 domain binding
Source: RefSeq, a predicted model, not a curated record